GGGCGGGAGCGGGGGCGCGCACGCCGGGCGGGGGCGGACGGGACGGGCGCGUGGCCGCGGCCGUUGCUAAGGGGCCGCGCUUCGGCCGCCGUAGGUAUGGCGGGGCCGGGGCCAGGGCUAGAGCGCGGGCUCGGGAAGGGCGGGCGGGAGCCAGCGCCCCUGCUGGCCCCGGGGGAGCGGCGGGCGGCCCGGGUUCUGCUCCCGCCUCCUCCGCCGGCCCUGGGGCGAGUGGGGGGGCCGGCCAGGAGGCGGCGCGGGGCCGGGACCGGCACCAGCAGCAGCACAUCCCGGGGCGGUGGGCCAGGCUCCUCGGUCAGCCCCGCCCGCCGCCCCGGGGCCGGCACGUGGCGGCUGGAGUCCCGGGAGCGGCGUCGAGGGCCCGGCUCCGGCGGGGGGGAGCGGGAGGGGGCCGAGGAGCGACGCCGGGCGUCCCCGCCCCGCGCGGGCAGAGCUGGGCUGCGGGGCGGGCGCAGGAGCCUCCCGUGCGCUUUGGUCUCAGCCGUAGCGCCCCUCUGUGCCGCGCUGAACGCGUGCCGCAUGUUGUGGCCCAGCGGUGGGGGACGGCGUCCCGCAGCCGGCCGCUUGUUGCCUGUGUGCUCGGCCGCGGCCGCCGGCCGCUGAGUCUGAAAGGGUCCCGCUGCUCGUUUGUGUGCUUCUCGCAAAUAGUUGGGUUUGGGAGGGGAAACUGCCUCGUGGGUUAUUUAUUUGUUGUUGUUGAAUUCCCUUGGGUUAAUUUGGCCUGUGCUCUGUUCCCAGCGCUGCAGGGCCGUUAAGCUGGGGUAAAGAUGAUGUCUGUGGGAACUGAAAGUUAUGGAAACGAUACAGUCGUGUUACUGUUUGUAAAUCCCUUUGUUUACGGAUCUCUUUGUUUACAAAAUAAAUCAGUGAGUGUAACCAGUAGUGAGCCUUUAAGCACUGUGUGAUAGCGGGCUCGAGAUGUAGAAGGUAUUGUGGGUCUUAAAGAAGCGAUGCAGUAAAGCAGCAGUGCUUCACAGCCCCUGGCACCUUGUGCUGACAGCACCUGCGUACUCCACUAGUGGAAAGCUUAAGGCAAAAGGAAGGAGGAUCACUACAAUGUCUCCUGAAGUUGCCUUGAACAGAAUUUCUCCUGCUCUUUCACCAUUCAUUUCGAGCGUGGUGAGAAAUGGAAAAGUAGGCCUGGAUGCUACUAAUUGUUUACGAAUUACAGACCUGAAAUCUGGCUGUACGUCCUUGACACCUGGACCUAGCUGUGAUCGGUUUAAGCUGCAUAUUCCUUAUGCUGGAGAAACACUCAAAUGGGAUAUAAUAUUCAAUGCUCACUAUCCUGACCUGCCACCGGAUUUUAUCUUUGGAGAGGAUGCUGAAUUUUUGCCAGAUCCUUCUGCCUUGCAUAAUUUGGCUUCUUGGAAUCCUUCAAAUCCUGAAUGCCUCCUGCUUGUUGUGAAAGAGCUUGUGCAACAGUAUCAUCAAUUUCAGUGCAGCCGAUUACGUGAGAGCUCACGUCUCAUGUUUGAAUAUCAGACUUUACUUGAAGAGCCCCAGUAUGGAGAAAAUAUGGAAAUCUAUGCUGGCAAAAAGAAUAACUGGACUGGUGAAUUCUCAGCUCGCUUCCUCUUGAAGUUGCCUGUAGAUUUCAGCAAUAUUCCUACAUAUCUUCUCAAGGAUGUGAAUGAAGAUCCUGGAGAAGAUGUUGCACUUCUCUCUGUUAGCUUUGAGGAUGCAGAAGCUACUCAGGUUUUUCCUAAGCUGUAUCUGUCUCCACGCAUUGAACAUGCGCUUGGAGGAUCGUCUGCCCUUCACAUCCCAGCCUUUCCGGGUGGAGGUUGUCUAAUCGACUAUGUACCCCAAGUAUGCCAGUUACUAACAAACAAGGUACAAUAUGUUAUUCAGGGAUACCAUAAGAGAAGAGAGUACAUCGCAGCCUUCCUGAGUCACUUUGGAACUGGCGUAGUGGAAUAUGAUGCAGAAGGCUUCACUAAGCUUACUCUGUUGCUGAUGUGGAAAGAUUUUUGCUUCCUUGUUCACAUUGACCUACCCCUGUACUUUCCUCGAGACCAACCAACCCUAACCUUUCAGUCCGUCUACCACUUCACUAACAGUGGGCAGCUGUACUCCCAGGCCCAGAAGAAUUACCCGUAUAGUCCACGCUGGGAUGGCAACGAAAUGGCCAAGAGAGCAAAGGCAUAUUUCAAAACAUUUGUCCCUCAGUUCCAGGAGGCUGCAUUUGCUAAUGGAAAGCUUUAGGUAACCUCGGGCACUGAGGUGAUACUGGACAGAUUCUUCGGUCUACGCAUGUCAGCACUCAAGUAUUCCUGGAGAUGGGCUGGACUGGCUUGAUACUUUCUAGCCUCCUCAGUAGUUUUGAUAGCUUCGUGUUUUGCCUGAUUUAUGAAACAAUGACCUCAGCUAGCACGCUCAAAACCGAGUAUUUCAUAUUCAUUGACUCCCUUUGCCUCUGCCUCCUCCAUUCCUUUAUGUAUCUACUGGAUUAAAUUUAAAACUGUGUGUUUUGAUGUGGUAACAUUUUCUUGUGCCAACAGUGUCCUAUAUGUUAUGCCUUGUUUGCUUAUCUUCAGAUGGUGUUAAUUGGAUUCUUUUUUCUAUGGAAAUAUUGUGAAAUUUGUCCGUUCAGUUAACAUUUCCAGCUUAUCCUAAGAAGAUAUAGUACUGCCGUAUAUACCAGAAAUGCCUAAUGGACUGUACAGUGCCAUAUUCUGCCUUGGCUGUUUGCAUCUCACUGUGGUUUUUAUUCUCACAGGUAUGGAUAUGAGUUGCACAGUUCAAUUCUCAGUGCCUUUCAAGUGGGUCUGAUAUUAAUAUGGCAGGGUUUUGGAGGGUUUUUUUAUAUUUCAGUUGAAAGCUCAUCUUAUAUUAAAUGCUGUGCUUUUAUGAUUUGUUUUUAUUUCCAGUUGCACACUUUCAGUGUUUUUCUAAUGAACUCCCUAUGCUUUUAUGAAAAAGUUGUAGUGCUCCAGUACAAAUGCUCAAAGAGCUCAUUCUAUCCAUCAGUAUAACAAAAUAAUGCUCUUCUGAAGACCUAUAAUUUUUCCAAGUAAGACAAAUAUUGCUACGAAGCAAACUUGCAACAAAUGAAUGAAAUACGUCUUGGAAAGUAACUGAUGGAAUAACGUGGAGUUAUAUAUAUUUAGCCUAAUGCCUAAUCGCAACGUUUUCUCAGAAAUAAUUUUAAGUGUAUAUAACUGGAAGCAUUACCUCCCCUAACUCUGAAAUGCCAAAUACAGAAUUCCACCUAUUCAUCCUUUCUUUCAUGCUUGUGUCAGGCGCACCAGUUAGGGCUAGCAGUCACCGUGUCACUUCCCAAAUUGAUCUGUAAAUAGACAUGGGGGCUUUCCAGUAAGGAAUGAAAUUAACAGUCUGUGUUCCUUAUAAAUGGCGCAUGGAAAAUGUGCCCUACUUCUGCUAAAUAUAAGGAACCGAAUGAAUGAUAUGCGGAUGAUACAGUGGCACUGAAGAACAUUUAAUUUCAAAUUGUUCACCUUAUCACCACUAUCCACUCAUGUAAUGGAAUCUCAUCCAAUUAAUUGAUUGGCAGUGUUCUCCUACCCUUUCUAAAACUUGUUAUUUUAUAUUAAAAUGAGCGCUUUCCAGUGGAAUGUCCACCUAGGGGACGUAGGUGGGUUCUGAGCAGUGAGGCUUGGUAAUUAAUAAUUAUGCAAAUAAUUUGCCUCUAGAAACUACAGGUAUUUUUAGCUAUUUUAUAGGGAAAAUUGUAGUUUAAUACUGAAGUUCUUGGCUGGAAUUUAAGCUGCAAACAAAAUUAGAGGCAUUACUGCAAAGGGGGGCAUGUUCUGUCCUGCGACCCAUCUCCGUGUGAUUGCCGCAUUAUCUGAGGGCUGUAAACAGCUCCAAAGGUCUGAGCUGAAUUCUCCCCGUGGAGACAUUGCAUUAGGCUUUUGCAUGCAAACCAAGACGUAGAGCAGACGUGGAGGGCAAUGGUUUUAUGUGUCGAGCAAAACUGUAACUGAACAGCCUUAAAGGACUGAAAAUAGACAUUGUUUGGUAUGUUGGGACAAUCUCAGACCUGCAUUUCUUCAGAUAAAAAUCAAAGUCUCACACACAUACUUGGGAAUAAGCUAACUCUUGUGAAUGGGAAGGGAGGAGGACGAUGGCUAAUGAAAAGCAUUUGUUCUCACAACGUUCAGAAUCCCAUAGAAACAAUCUCUGCUGCAUUCAAGGAAAAAAAAGAAGCAGCCUCGAGUUGAAUCUGUAGAUCCCUGGAACCUGACAUUUUAUAGCACUGUAUUUGAUUCGGUGUCACGCUGACCACCCCAUGAACACAGUGUUUGCUCGAUACAUCAAAUUGCCUGAGGGGCUCAGGUACUUCUAAAAUCUUUUCAGAGCUUACCCUGAUGCUUUCAGGGGCCAGCAAUUGCAAGGUGUUUCUGAAGGAGUUCUGCUCUUCAGAAGUAAUGCGCAUUUUCAACCAAAAAAAUGCUCCCUUCACCCCAGCCUAAGAAUUCUGGACAAAGGACUGCUUUCUUACUGAGGCCUACACGUUCCACAAACCGCGUAAGGGAGGACUUUGAAGAUAGAAGAAGCCUCAAUCAACAAUUCUUUAUGUUACUCCAUAACGCCAUACCAACUUUUCACUAACAUACAUGGAAAUGAGCCAAUGCUUUCAGUUUAAUUUUACCUCAUCCUACAACUGGUAGGUUAAGUAGAAGAGUUGAGAGACUGAAGUGUUUCUGUGUGAGAUAAAGCCUGCAAACCUAUCAGUUUUCAGGUUAGAAUAAAGGCAUUUUCCUUGCACUUGGUGAACUUGUUCUUAUUUCCAAGUCAUCCUGCACGCUUCGAUGCACGUGGUGGCUUAUGGAGCUCUUCCUGGUGGUUCUCAGAGAACUGUUCUGUGGGGGUUAGCAUUACAGGUGGAGGUAUCAGGAGGAAAGACAUGGAAAUGGGUGAGCUCUUCUGUUUGGAAGGAAGAUUACGUGUAAGUAUUAAAUCAGAAACGAGAGCUGGUUUGAAUAAUUUUAUAUCAGAUAAAAAAUAUAUUGGAGCAAUUUAAGUUAGCCACAGGAGGUGUAAUCUAAUAGGUCAGGGUUAACUCCGAUAGCUCCUGUUUUAUGAUAAUAUCUAUUAUGGACAGUAGAGAAAGCACGAGACUUCCAGCUCUUGCUUUACUAUUUUGUGAAAAAAGCCAUUGGAAGGUGCUGGUUCGUGUGAUUUAUGAGAGCAACACACAGGAGAAAAAUGGCAGUGUUAUAACCAUGUUGAAGAGCCUCUGUUCUACUCUGUCAUGAUUUUAACUGAGAGAAGGUAAUAAGCCUGUAUUUACUGUUCCCCAUCAGUGCGUGAUUCUGACUGUCCUUGAAAUGCAAACUUAAGAGUCAAGACUGUUCAUCUGCGUGCAUAGCAUCCAUUGUGCUAGAAGUAAUACCAAACCUUACAGAAGCAAAGUUAGAUUAUUUUGUGAACUUGCUGAAAAGACUGGACAAGCAGCUGGAAGAAUAAAUAAAAGUUAACUGUAUUUUGUGUA
Gallus gallus (chicken) is the source of this 5479-nucleotide messenger RNA. It is a transcript of the gene BRE, whose product is annotated as brain and reproductive organ-expressed (TNFRSF1A modulator). The coding region runs from base 1075 to 2226 and encodes 383 amino acids. Lineage: Eukaryota; Metazoa; Chordata; Aves; Galliformes; Phasianidae. Gene Ontology annotation, biological process: double-strand break repair. The transcript is spliced from 12 exons. Gene Ontology annotation, cellular component: BRISC complex; BRCA1-A complex. The record is from RefSeq and is a predicted model, not a curated record.